This is a messenger RNA of Rotaria sp. Silwood2, 461 nucleotides long. The record is from the annotation of a GenBank genome assembly. Lineage: Eukaryota; Metazoa; Rotifera; Eurotatoria; Philodinida; Philodinidae.
AUGUUAAUCGCAGAACUAUAUCGACGGGUUAAUUUAAGUGGAAUUUUUCAAGGUGUUAAUACAGCUGGCGCUCUCUUACCCGGAGCUGUUAGCAAAUGUUUAUAUUGGCAUCGAUCAAUUAAUAUCGAAAAAUUAUUGUCUGUCGGAUUUUCUCAGUUGGGUAGACGUAUGACAUUAGAAAUGAUGAAAAAAAUGUAUGAAUUACCCGAAACAACACACGUGAGAGGCUUUCGUGAUAUGCGCGAAUCUGAUAUACCGAAAGCAUUUACUCUACUUACUCAAGUAAAUAAGAUAAAUCUUUAUAUUUAAUCAAGAAAAUCUUUCUUUCCUUUUGUUAAAGUAUUUAAAAAGAUUUGACCUAUCACCUGUACUCACUCAAGAAGAAUUUCAAUAUCUUUGUCAAAAUCGUUCAAAUAUUGUUAGCUCAUUUGUUGUUGAAGUAUAUACAGAAGACAAGAUUG